AGUAUAAAAACUGCUGGCAGGGGACUGGGGGGCAGUAGUUUGUGAUAGUUAGUGUCGUAGGGCACUGUUUCUCUGAUUUUCGCAAAAUGAAAUUUUUAGUCAUAUUUUCGGCAGUAGUAGGAUUAAGCUUAGGCCAAAACUACCAAGGUGAUCCGAAAAAUGCUGCUAUCUUAGCUGAACAGAGAUACCUUGGUGGCGAUGGGCGAUUUGGAGCAGCUUACACCCAAGAGGACGGAGUGAAUUUCAAAGAAGAAAGUGACCCCGAUGGUACUCGCAGAGGUUCCUAUUCAUAUCUGGACCCCAAUGGCCAAAGACACACCAUCAGCUACACAGCCGGAAAGCAUGGAUUUGCUGCAACUGGAGACGGUAUCCCUCAAGCGCUCCCCACAACUUUGCCUGUGGCUCCUCAGCCUCAAUACCAGCCUCUUCCCCAGUACAAUUCUCCUGAGUACCGCCCACCUCAACAGCAACAACCUCAAUACAGGCCCCAGCCCCAGUACCAACCACAACCUCAACCCCAACCCCAACCUCAGCCUCAGUACCAACCCCAACCCCAAUAUCAGCCACAGCCUCAACCUCAGCCUCAAUACCAGCCUCAACCACAGCCUCAAUACAGGCCACAGCCCAACUAUGACACUUACUCCACUACUCCAGCCCCUCACAGAUUCUACCCACCAGGCAAACUGUCUCUGAACAGAUCCCCUGAUGGUUUCAGCUAUAGCUUUAACAAGGCCUAAACGUUGCGUUUGUGCUGCCUUUAAAAAAUGUCCACUUUUGUUUCCUGUACGUUUGUAUUAUAGAGUUUUUUGUAUUUUGUAUAUUGCGAUAAAUUACCGAGAUUUAUUUAUUGUUGUAUAUGCAAUAUGGAGAUAUUGAGAGACUGAACCAAGGUGAUGUGGUUAUGAUGUGAAUUGUGAGUUUGGUAAAAUAAAUGUAUGUAUUGUAAAUUUA
This is a messenger RNA of Dendroctonus ponderosae (mountain pine beetle), 951 nucleotides long. Its product is annotated as DNA translocase FtsK. The coding region runs from base 87 to 737 and encodes 216 amino acids. Gene Ontology annotation, molecular function: structural constituent of chitin-based larval cuticle. Gene Ontology annotation, cellular component: chitin-based extracellular matrix. The transcript has 3 exons. Lineage: Eukaryota; Metazoa; Arthropoda; Insecta; Coleoptera; Curculionidae. The record is from RefSeq and is a predicted model, not a curated record.